Parathielavia appendiculata is the source of this 2917-nucleotide messenger RNA. RefSeq names its product SNF5-like protein. Gene Ontology annotation, molecular function: transcription coregulator activity. Lineage: Eukaryota; Fungi; Ascomycota; Sordariomycetes; Sordariales; Chaetomiaceae. Gene Ontology annotation, cellular component: nucleus; SWI/SNF complex; nuclear chromosome. The transcript is spliced from 2 exons. Bases 230 to 2443 code for a protein of 737 amino acids. The record is from RefSeq and is a predicted model, not a curated record. Gene Ontology annotation, biological process: positive regulation of pseudohyphal growth by positive regulation of transcription from RNA polymerase II promoter; chromatin remodeling.
GUUCUGGCGCCAGCCUCGCCGCGAACUUGAGUUUUUGGCGAACUGAGCAGAGACAUCGCAUCGUCGCAGCACCACACGCAGUUCUCAAUAGCCACUGUCCCCCAUCGACGCGACAGCAGCAUUGGACCAAGUGCGCAUCGGGGGGCGGCUGUUCCUUAGCGACGGAUAUCUCAUCUUUUCGUUCCUCCCAUCACUAUCGUCGCCCCUUUCAUUCUUUUCUCCUCCAAACAUGGCCGCUCCACAAGCGUCCGCGCUGUCGGCCGCUGGCGGCGACAGUGACGGGCCGUCAUCGACGGCAUCCGCAACCAUCGACUCCUCUUCAACCGCCGCACCCGCAGUAGCACCCACCACCGAUUCCGGCGCGCCGUCCAAGUCCGCCACUCCCACGGCUGAUGCGACCACGGCGCUCCCGGUCCGCGACAGAGAUGCUUUCAACAAGGUCAUUGUCGAGCGCUUUCAAACGCGCGAUUGGAUUCACUCGGCUGCCAUGAAAGAAGCUCAGAUUCGGUUGGAAAAGGACACCAAGGACUUGCUUGCUCGGGCGAGCGACUACCGACAGUAUCGCGACUUCUAUUCCGCGUUUCCCGCUCGACUCUACGGCGAGGGCUACCGCGGCUACGGAAACGGCUACACCGCGAAUGGAACCACCACAAAGAUCAUCUAUCCGUCGCAAAAACCGCGCCCCGGUAGGAGGACAACGCCCGCCCUCAAGUUCUCCAAGAAGGACAUGAAGAAGCAGGCCGAGCAGCACGAGGAGCUGGUGCCUGUCCGGAUAGACGUGGAUUGGGACAAGAUCAAACUGCGAGACACCUUUACCUUCAAUCUUCACGAGCGCCUUGUGUCCGUCGAACUCUUCGCUGCCCAGCUGGUGGAGGACAUGGGCCUCAACCCGUCUGUCGACAAGCCCGUCUAUGACCAAGUGGUCCAGCAAAUACACGAGCAGCUCAACGACUUCUACCCCUUUGCCUACUCCGAGGAGGAUGCCCUCGACCCUGAGCUCCCAUACUCGGCCUACAAGAACGACGAAAUGCGCAUCCUUGUCAAGCUCAAUAUUACGAUCGGUGCCCACACGCUAGUUGACCAGUUUGAGUGGGACAUCAACAAUCCCAUGAACUCUCCUGAGGAGUUUGCCACCAGCAUGGCCAAGGACCUGUCGCUGUCGGGCGAAUUCACAACAGCAAUAGCACACUGCAUACGCGAGCAGGCCCAACUUUUCACGCGCAGCCUGUACAGCAUUGGCCAUCCGUUCGACGGCCGACCCAUCGAAGACGCGGACCUGGUGACCGCAUUUCUUCCCACUCCUUUACCUUCCGUUUUUAGACCACAACAACAAGCAAAAGAUUACGCCCCUUAUCUCUACGAGAACACCGAGGCCGAGUUGGAGAGGACAGAGACCAUGUUCUCGCGCGAACAGAGGAGACAGAAGCGGUCCAUCAACCGUAGGGGUGGCCCUCAGCUGCCAGAUUUGAAGGAAAGGCAACGGACGAUAAGAACGUCCAUAGUUUCUUCAGUGUUACCAGGCGCUGCGCUGAGCAUCGAGGAGAGCCGCCUAUACAAGCGAUCUCUGGGGGGUGGUCUGACAGGGAGAGGCAAGCGGACAGCUCGCGACGGCGACUUGUCUGAUUCUGAGGAGAGCGACGACUCCGCUCCCGACUCACCCGCAAUGGGGCAGCUCCAAGGAACUGCCAGGACUAGGGGUAUCCGUGGCGCCGCCAGCGCAGCCGCCCAACGCAUGGCCAACCUCGGGCGAUCUGAGACUCCUGAAGCCAUCAUCCACCACCACGAAACCCGCACAUCACGACGGUUCGGCCGAGAAGCCACUCGAGAACAAACCGAAGAACCUCAGCAAUACAUUAUUACCCUCCGAGUGAGCCCCGCGAGGUUGAAAAAGCUCAUGCGAGAUUUCAAACUGCGACAGACACCACAUCCAUCCGCCACACCAACUCUCACCCAACAGCCGGGCCCGUCCUCGGCUGCCCCAGGCUCCAUGGGUCCUCCCUCCACCCCAUCCGCAUCCAUCCACAGUUUCCCCUCGAGACCGAACAACGCUCCUACCCUCCAAGGCCAGCUAGGCCGCGUCCCGGCCCCUCCACCAGGGCCCAACGGUUCAACGCCCAACCAACCACCGCCCGCACCGCCGGACUGGCUCACCGCGGCGCUAGCCAACCUGCAAAAGACGUACCCGUCGGACCAGUUCGAGGCGCUCAUGCGCUACUGCGCCGUCAACACCGAGACCAACUCGUUCGUGCCCUUGCCCCUGCCCGCCGGCGAGCCCAUCCCGCCAGCCGUCCAGUUCGCCUGGCUGCCGCGCAUCAAGUGUCUGGACUGCCCGGGCAAGUCGUACACGGCCGGCCCGGAGACGACGGUGCAGAACUUUGAGGUCCAUGUCAAGAACCGCACCCAUCGGGAGAGGGUUAUGGCGAGGGUCAAGAGGGGUGGGUAAGGUGAAUGAUGCGUAAGUCAUGGUUGGAUAGGUAGGAAUACAAUACCUAGGACCGAGAGAGCUCUGGCUGUGGAUUUGGCGUUGUCUUGCGGGUGGCGUAGUCGUUCGAGGUUGGUUGGGAUGGGCGAGGGAUUUAUUCAGGACUCGGUUGAGGAAGGCUCUCUAUGGAUGACGCCCUGGAAUUUCGGCGGUUAAGUUGGCCACAGAGUAGUCUUCACCUUAGCUCUUGGCCCCUAAGAGAUCAACCCAACAGCUUGUACCAACUCUUGCUAGAAGGUGUACAAUUAGGGGAAUGGUUGGGGAGAGCGGGAGAAGGCGUUUCGGGGUUCAUUUAGGGAAUGAUAAGGACGGGUGAUUAUCAGAGUGGCAAUGACCACCAUAGCAUGGAGAAUUUAGGUGCAUGUUUCGAUUCACACUUGGUGCAAGAUGAAGAUCGGAUGGGCGUUCAUGGUGUCCUUCUCUUGUUGUUGGGCG